AUGACGCAGGUUGACGACUACAACGAGAACAACAAUGGUGAGGGCGAGAUGGAUGACGGCGGCAUGACUGGCCCCGGGGCCCCCACGCCACUGUCAGCUCUGGAGGGCGUCGCAGGAUUGACGAAGCGAGACAUCCAACUGAUUGUCGACGGAGGCUUCAACACCAUUGAAUCCGUCGCUUACACCCCUCAACGCACUCUUGAGCAAAUCAAGGGCAUCUCGGAACAGAAGGCCGCCAAGAUCCUCGCCGAAGCCUCCAAGCUCGUGCCCAUGGGCUUUACCACAGCAACCGAGAUGCACCAACGCCGCAGUGAGCUCAUCUCGAUCAGUACGGGAUCGAAGCAGCUUGACACGUUGCUUGCCGGGGGUAUCGAAACCGGCUCCAUCACUGAGCUUUUCGGCGAGUUCCGCACGGGAAAGAGUCAAAUCUGCCACACACUGGCCGUCACAUGCCAGCUGCCCUUCGACAUGGGAGGUGGUGAAGGCAAAUGCCUUUACAUUGACACAGAGGGCACCUUCCGCCCUGUGAGGCUGUUGGCCGUCGCAAAUCGCUUUGGUCUCUCCGGCGAGGAGGUCCUGGACAAUGUCGCCUAUGCGCGCGCCUACAACUCUGACCACCAGCUUCAGCUUCUUCAGCAGGCGUCUGCGAUGAUGUGCGAAACGAGGUUCUCGCUCCUCAUCGUGGACAGCGCGACCGCGUUAUAUCGUACAGACUUUGUCGGCCGUGGAGAGCUGUCGUCGCGGCAAACGCACCUGGCCAAGUUCUUGCGUACUUUGCAGAGACUUGCGGAUGAAUUCGGCAUUGCCGUCGUCAUCACGAACCAAGUUGUGGCGCAGGUGGACGGCGGCCCGAGUGCCAUGUUCAACCCUGAUCCCAAGAAACCUAUCGGAGGCAAUAUCAUUGCUCACGCCAGCACAACGAGGAUCAGUUUGAAAAAGGGAAGAGGCGAAACCCGUAUCGCCAAGAUCUACGACAGCCCAUGCCUUCCUGAGAGUGAUUGCUUGUUUGCCAUCAACGAAGACGGCAUUGGUGAUCCCAGCCCCAAGGAUCUCGAGAAGGAUUAA
Molecule: messenger RNA, 1065 nt
Organism: Verticillium dahliae VdLs.17
Lineage: Eukaryota; Fungi; Ascomycota; Sordariomycetes; Glomerellales; Plectosphaerellaceae
Product: DNA repair protein RAD51
Exons: 3
Coding region: 1-1065 (354 amino acids)
Biological process (GO): double-strand break repair via homologous recombination; reciprocal meiotic recombination; mitotic recombination-dependent replication fork processing
Cellular component (GO): condensed nuclear chromosome
Molecular function (GO): DNA strand exchange activity; ATP binding; ATP-dependent DNA damage sensor activity
Source: RefSeq, a predicted model, not a curated record